Messenger RNA from Lotus japonicus, 3030 nucleotides. Its product is annotated as protein argonaute 4-like. The coding region runs from base 155 to 2827 and encodes 890 amino acids. The transcript is spliced from 23 exons. Gene Ontology annotation, biological process: regulatory ncRNA-mediated post-transcriptional gene silencing. Gene Ontology annotation, cellular component: cytoplasm. NCBI's taxonomy places the organism in Eukaryota, Viridiplantae, Streptophyta, Magnoliopsida, Fabales, Fabaceae. The record is from RefSeq and is a predicted model, not a curated record. Gene Ontology annotation, molecular function: protein binding; RNA binding.
CCGCUCCCUCACUAUAUAUAGUAACACUCUCACUCACUGACCUUUGAUUUUUCCGUUUCAUUCUCUUCUUCUUCUUCUUCUUCUUCUUCUCUCAUAUCUCACAAACCCUAACCAGUAACCAUUACUCUUCUCCGUACUCCAUAGGAUCUAAGCAAUGGAAUCACUACCACCACCACCAGACACCAUUCCUCACAAUGUUACUCCUCUGACAGUUGAACCAAUGAAAAAUCUAACAACACGUUUGCCUCUGGCAAGGAGAGGCCUAGGAACCAAGGGGCAGAAAGUGACCCUUUUAGCUAACCAUUUUAAGGUUGGAGUGAGCAAGACUGAAGGCCACUUCUACCAUUACAGUGUUGCUAUGUCUUAUGAGGAUGGUCACCCUGUUGAAGUUAAAGGUAUUGGGAGAAAGGUGAUAGAUAAGCUCUCUGAAACUUAUGGGGUUUUACAGAGUUUUGCAUAUGAUGGUGAGAAAAGCUUGUUCACUGUUGGUUCUUUACCACACAACAAGCAGGAAUUUGUUGUUGUGUUGGAGGAAUUUUCAGCUAAGAGGGUUGGAAGGAAUGGAAGCCCUAAUAGCUUUGAUGAUGGAGACAGCAAGAGAAUGAAGCGUCAAACUCGGUCCAAAACUAUUAAGGUGGACAUAAAUUAUGCAGCAAAAAUCCCAAUUCAAGCAAUAGCAAAUGCAUUGCGUGGUCAGGAUUCUGAGCACUUUCAAGAAGCAGUGAGGGUUUUGGACAUUAUACUGAGGCAGCAUGCUGCAAGACAGGGAUGUCUCCUUGUUAGACAGUCCUUCUUUCAUGACAGCCCCCGGAAUUUUACUGACAUUGGAGGUGGUGUUCAAGGUUGCCGUGGCUUCCAUUCCAGCUUCCGAGCCACACAAGGGGGUUUAUCUCUGAAUGUUGAUGUUUCAACUACCAUGGUUGUAAAGCCUGGCCCUGUUAUUGACUUCCUCUGCCUGAAUCAAAAUGUUCAAAACCCAAACUUGAUUGAUUGGUUAAAGGCUAAAAGGAUGCUCAAGAACCUGAGAGUGAAGGCAAAUAAUAUGGAGUAUAAAAUCAUUGGACUGAGUGAAAAGCCCUGCAGGACACAAACAUUUUCAUUAAGACAUGGAAAGGAUGCGAAUGGUGAAGUGCAGUCAAGUGAAAUCACAGUUUAUGACUACUUUAAACACAACAAAAAGAUUGAACUGCGGUAUUCUGCUGAUAUGCCAUGCAUCAAUGUUGGGAAACCCAAGCGUCCAUCUUACUUUCCUGUAGAGCUAUGCUCGUUGGUCUCAUUGCAGCGGUACACCAAGGCACUGACAAAUUUACAAAGGGCUCAGCUAGUGGAGAAGUCAAGGCAAAAGCCCCAAGAAAGGAAAGCGUCUUUGCAAGAUUCUUUAAGAACCAGCAAAUAUGGUAAUGAGCCUAUGCUUCACUCUUCUGGCAUUACCAUUGAACCUAACUUUAUUCAAGUUGAAGCCCGUGUUCUGCAAGCUCCAAGGCUUACAGUUGGAGGUGGACUGAUCUUUUGUCCCAGGAAUGGGCGCUGGAAUUUCAAUGACAAGAAACUAGUUAGACCUGUGACGCUCGAGCGUUGGGCCAUUGUAAACUUCUCAGCUCGCUGUGACACACAACACCUGUGCAAUGUCAUCAAGACUUGUGCUCAAAGGAAAGGGAUGAACUUGCGUCCACCCUUCAGGGUAUUUGAAGAGGAUAGAUGUAAUACGCGUGAGCCACCAGUUGUCAGGGUUGAGAGAUUGUAUGAACAUGUAAAGGCCAACCUGCCUGGGCCCCCUCAGCUUCUGUUAUGUAUUCUUCCAGAGAGGAAGAAUUCUGAGCUUUAUGGUCCUUGGAAAAAGAAAAACCUUGCUAAUGAAGGGGUUGCAACCCAGUGUAUUGCACCUACAAGAAUUAAUGAUCAGUACAUUACAAAUGUACUCUUGAAGAUUAAUGCAAAGCUUGGUGGGAUGAACUCCUUCCUAACAGUUGAGGACGCACGUUCAAUACCCUUAGUCUCUCAGAAACCUACCUUGAUUCUUGGGAUGGACGUUUCACAUGGGUCUCCUGGUCGUUCUGAUGUGCCAUCUAUUGCAGCCGUUGUGAGCUCCAGAUGCUGGCCUGAAAUUUCUCGAUAUAGAGCUUCUGUUCGUACUCAGUCAUCUAAAGUUGAGAUGAUUUCAUCUUUGUUCAAGCCUGUUUCUGAUACUGAGGAUGAUGGUAUCAUGAGGGAGCUGAUUAUGGACUUCCACAGUUCUUCAGGAAUGAAGCCUCAACAAAUUAUAAUUUUUAGGGAUGGAGUGAGUGAAUCGCAGUUCAACCAGGUCCUGAACAAUGAACUGGGUGAAAUUAUUAAGGCAUGUAAUCAUCUGGACGAGAAAUGGGAUCCCAAAUUCACUCUGAUUAUUGCACAGAAGAAUCAUCACACUAGGUUCUUCCAUGCUAACAACGCUCCAGACAAUGUUCAACCUGGAACUGUCAUUGACAACAAUAUAUGUCAUCCAAAGAACAAUGACUUUUAUAUGUGUGCUCAUGCUGGGGCGAUUGGGACAAGUCGGCCAACUCAUUAUCAUGUAUUACAUGAUGAAAUUGGAUUUACAGCAGAUGAUUUGCAAGAACUUGUACACUCACUAUCUUAUGUGUAUCAAAGGAGCACAACUGCCAUAUCUGUUGUUGCCCCCAUAUGCUAUGCACACCUGGCAGCGGCUCAGAUGGGACAAUUCAUGAAGUUUGAUGAGUUCUCUGAGACUUCUUCCAGCCAUGGAAGUCUUACAUCUGCUGGUCCAAUUCCUGUCCCCCAACUACCCAGGCUUCACAAAGCUGUGGCCAAUUCUAUGUUCUUCUGUUAGCAUCUUGACAGUAUUUGAUCUUUUUUAACUCCUUGGAACAAUUUCUUUGCAUUCCACUAUUUCAGUAUCUUGUUCAAUACCUGCGCGUCAUUUACACAUGUGUAUUGUGAUAUGCUAUCGAGAUAUGAAAUCUGAAAUAUCAGAAAAGUGAACUGGCAAUAACAUUGUUUUUGAAGAUGAUGAUAAUGAAAAAUGGUAAUCUA